AUGCUGUCCGGAGCCUGGCUGCGCUGGGCCAGCCUCCUGCUCCUGGCCAGGCCCUCCCAGCCCUGCCCUGCGGGCUGUGACUGCUUCAUCCAGGAGGUGUUCUGCUCCGAUGAAGGGCUGGCCGCCAUCCCGCCGGACAUCCCACCCCAUGCCACAGACAUCAUCUUUGUAGAGACCUCGCUCACCACGGUGGGAACCCGGGCCUUCAGUGGCAGCCCCAACCUGACCAAGGUGGUUUUCCUUAACACCCAGCUCCAGCACUUUGGGCCCGACGCCUUUGGGGGGCUGCCCGGGCUGGAGGACCUGGAGAUCACUGGCAGCGCCUUCUCCAACCUCAGCGCCAGCGCCUUUUCCAACCUCAGCGCCGACGCCUUCUCCAACCUGACCUCGCUGAGGCAGUUCACCCUCAACUUCAACACGCUGGAGGCUCUACCCGAGGGCCUCUUCCAGCAGAUGCACGCCCUGGAGUCUCUCCAGCUACAGGGUAACCGGUUCCAGAGCCUGCCGGGGAGGCUCUUCCGGCCCCUGAGAGGGCUGAAAGCCCUCAACCUGGCCCAGAACCUGCUGUCCCACUUGCCUGAGGAGCUGUUUGAGCCCCUGGGGAGCCUGCAGACCCUGAGGCUGAGCAGCAACGUGCUCUCCGGUCUGCCCCCCGGCGUGUUCAGCCAGCUGGGCUGCCUGCGGGAGCUCUUCCUUGACAGCAAUGCCAUCAAGGAGCUGCCACCAGGAGUGUUUGAGGGGCUCUUCCGGCUGGAGAAGCUGUGGCUGCAGCACAACGCCAUGGGCCACCUGCCGCUGUCCGUCUUCUCCUCCCUGGGCAACUUGACCUUCCUGAACCUGCAGGGGAACGCGCUACAGGGGCUGCCCGCCGGCCUCUUCGCGCCCACCCCGGGCCUGCUUGGCCUGUCUCUGUCCUACAACCAGCUGGAGGCCGUCAGCGAGGACGCCUUUGCCAACCUGUCCAGCCUCAGUUCCCUGACGCUGUCGCACAAUGCCCUCACCCAUCUCCCCGCCGGCGUCUUCAGGGACCUGCAGGGGCUGGUCAGGCUCUACCUGGGCAGCAACAACCUGACGACCUUGCACCCAGCGCUCUUCCAGAACCUGUCCAAGCUGGAGCUGCUCAGCAUCUCCCGGAACCUCCUGACCACGCUCCCCGAGGGCAUCUUCGACACGAACUACAACCUGUUCAACCUGGCCCUGCGUGGCAACCCCUGGCAGUGUGACUGUCACCUGGCCUACCUCUUCGGCUGGCUGCGUGAGUACAGCGACCGGUUCUUCAACACGCAGACCUACUGCUCGGGCCCCGCCUACCUGAAGGGCCAGCUCCUGCCCGCCUUGCAGGAGGAGCAGCUGGUGUGUCCCGUCACCGGCAACCAUCUGGGCUUCCAGGCUCCAGGGUCAGAGGACGGAGAGCUGGGGGCCCCCUGGGACCUGGCUGCGGAGGAGAAGGCGGUCGGGAUCCGGUGCACCUACAGCAACCCUGAGGGCACCGUGGUGCUCGCCUGCGACGGUGAAGAUCGGUGCCGCUGGCUGAAUGUCCAGCUGUCCCCCAGGCCGGGGUCAGGCCCCCCGGCACUAACGUUCAAUGGCAGCCAGCACUGGGACUUGAAGUCGAGGUGCGGCUCUGUGAGGGUCACCGUGGCCAUUGAGGCCCGGCCAGGGGGGAGCUAG
Molecule: messenger RNA, 1671 nt
Organism: Enhydra lutris kenyoni (northern sea otter)
Lineage: Eukaryota; Metazoa; Chordata; Mammalia; Carnivora; Mustelidae
Product: carboxypeptidase N subunit 2
Exons: 1
Coding region: 1-1671 (556 amino acids)
Cellular component (GO): plasma membrane
Molecular function (GO): protein binding
Source: RefSeq, a predicted model, not a curated record